UGAAUUAAACUAUGUUCACGUUGUACACAUAAUAUUGCAAAACGGAUUAGUUUGAAAUAUAAAAUUGAUGGAUGGAGUUGCUCGAUUGAAAAUAUUUUAAAAUAUUCUGUUUCGUCUGUGUCGUUUCUCGUGUAGUAUAGUUAAGGAACUGAAGAUUAUUCUAUGUCACUUUUUUUUUAAGCAAAUAUCAGGUUAUAGGUUAUGUUGAAAUAUGUUGUACCAAACGAAGUUUCGUUUUUAAGGAUAUUUAGCAGAUUUGAUUUGAAUAUAAAAAUCAGACAAUCAGUGUUACUUUACUCGAAGAAUAUAAUGCAUUAAUUUAAGAAAACUAGUAUUAAGAAUCAUUAAAAAAUGUAAUUGAAUUGUAUUAAUUCCUUGGAAACCUCGAUGAACUUAAGAAACGCAUUAGAAAUUGCACUGAUUCUUUUUUUACUUUACCUUAUCCCUUCUUUCCUCCAGAUCAUUACCGAGGUUGAUGUACCAGAACUCCAGCUGUUAGCGUCAAACUUGAAGCCUGAAGAGUGUGUCAAACUUGUAUCCUUAGGUUCUAAUUCUCCUUUAUCGGAAACGCAAAUACAAAAAUUAGCCCGAGAUCAAAGCUGUUUUCGAAGACUCGUGAAAUGGAUAUGCCAAUUGAGAACAGUUACGAGGAACACGUAUCCGAUUUUGAACGAUCAUCUUAAACGAAUCGGAAGAAGAGAUUUGGUCGCGUGCCUCGCAGAAUUCAGUAUGAAAACUACGAAUGUUCCAAAGGUGGUUCGUCAAGUUCAACCUAUUGGAUAUUACAAGCUGUUCCCAACUUCAGACUGUCCGCCAAAUUUUAAUGACAAUCCUCAUAACAAUCCUCAUGACAAUCCUCAUGACAAUCCUCAUGACAAUCCUCAUGACAAUCCUCAUGAUAAUCCAGACUAUGAUGAAUAUCAACCACCAAAUACAACACCACCAAAACCUAAGCUCCCGAAACAGAUCGAGAAAAUCAGGUUUACUACUUUCACAUUGUCGGUGCAAACUGCAACGCUCAUUGUUAUUUCAAUUAUAUUAGUUACGUGUUGUUGCACUUUGUUUAUAAAGAAAAAAUUCGGGCAUCUGUUUGAUCGAUUACGAGGGAAGAAGAAAAAAGGUAAAUUGAUCAUGAUCGAAGAAGAGGGAGCAGAUAUAUCUAGAAGUUACUUUCUUCGAAAGCCACGAAGGAAAAGGAAAAGGGCGCCAUCGUACGAAAUGGUGACCACUGCCACACAAAACGCUGCAGUUCCCGUGACGCCUGCGAAAGAAGUGGAAGAGACAACGAAAUCACCAGGUUGUCAAAGAUGUUUCAAGAAGAAACGAAAGAGAGCAGCGAAAAGACCGCAUAGAUAAAGCGUGUAAUUAAAAAAAUGUGUUGAAUAUAUUAAAUUCAACACACGAAUUGUAUAAAGCUCUCAAAUGUUCACACCUGUAAUUUUAUUUUAUAUUAAAUAUACUGAAUUAUCGAAGUACAUCUGUAUA
Molecule: messenger RNA, 1485 nt
Organism: Apis laboriosa (Himalayan honeybee)
Lineage: Eukaryota; Metazoa; Arthropoda; Insecta; Hymenoptera; Apidae
Exons: 8
Coding region: 388-1356 (322 amino acids)
Source: RefSeq, a predicted model, not a curated record